AGGGAUCGCAACCGCGUUCAGUUUGCACUUUGGAAUUUGCCUCGACUAAGAACACAUAUAUUUGGUCGGGAGCAUGAACGCAUACAGCAUCGACCGGAUCCUUGCGCCGGCCAUUUACGGCCAGAUCCUCCUCUGCACGCACAAGGCGACGGCGGCCAAGGUCGUCAUCAAGCGCCUUGACGCCAAGACCGUCGUCAAGUCGCCGACGAUCCACGAAAGCAUUGGCAUGGAGAAGCUCACGUACCACACACUGUACCGCGCGUCGCCGUCGAAUGGCGCCGAGUUUGUGCUGCGGCUACUUGACGCGUUCGAAGAAGACGGCUGCGACCACCUCGUGCUCGAGUACUGCCCGCGCGGCGAGCUUUUCGAUGCGCUGAAGGCGUCGCCGAAUGGCCGCUUCCAGCCCGUUGACGCCCAGCGCUACUUUCGCCAAAUCGUGCGCGGCCUCCAAUAUCUCCACAGCAACGGGUUUGCCCACCGCGAUAUCUCGCUGGAAAACGUCCUCCUCGACAAGAACGGCGACUGCAAGCUCUGCGACUUUGGCCUCGCGGUCCAAGUGCCCGUCAAGGACUUUGAGUUUGCGGCCGUUGGCAAGACGUACUACAUGGCGCCCGAGAUGUACACGGGCGGCGGCUACGACCCGACCAAGGUCGACGUGUGGUGCCUCGGGAUCCUCCUCUUUAUGAUGCACACGGGCCUGCCAUUGCUCGAGCGCGCGCGCGACGACAACACGAUUUUUCAGUACGUCAAGCAGUACGGUGUCUACGGCGUGAUUCGGUCGUGGCAGCUCGACCACCUCUUGCCGCCCGUCGCGCUCGAGCUCCUCGAGCUCCUCUUGACCGUCGACCCCACCCGCCGCGUGACGCUCGAUAAGGUGCUCGCGCACCCGUACCUGACGUCGCCCGUCGUCCUGUAAUCUUCCCAUCUAUACUACU
This is a messenger RNA of Saprolegnia parasitica CBS 223.65, 935 nucleotides long. RefSeq names its product CAMK/CAMKL/BRSK protein kinase. Lineage: Eukaryota; Oomycota; Saprolegniomycetes; Saprolegniales; Saprolegniaceae. The transcript has a single exon. Gene Ontology annotation, biological process: protein phosphorylation. The coding region runs from base 74 to 916 and encodes 280 amino acids. Gene Ontology annotation, molecular function: ATP binding; protein kinase activity. The record is from RefSeq and is a predicted model, not a curated record.